Suillus plorans is the source of this 981-nucleotide messenger RNA. RefSeq lists its product as uncharacterized. NCBI's taxonomy places the organism in Eukaryota, Fungi, Basidiomycota, Agaricomycetes, Boletales, Suillaceae. The transcript is spliced from 15 exons. The coding region runs from base 1 to 981 and encodes 326 amino acids. The record is from RefSeq and is a predicted model, not a curated record.
AUGACCAUAGUCUCCAAUGAUCCCACUUGGUGGCCGACCAUCAGUGCGUAUCAUUUUUCCAGCUAUUUUGCAGUUGCCACCUUCGCUGGAGUAACAUAUGAUUGGGCACUUACAUUUGGACAAGAGGUCGAAUUGGUCUGGAGACAACGGUGGUCGCUCAUGACAGUGCUGUAUCUCAGUGUGCGCUACCUUGGAAUGCUAGUUGCUGCUCUGUACAUGGUUGGCAAUCUUCCGACGAUCUCGCUGACAGAUACACAGUGGGUGUGUCCACUGAUGGCUGCCACGCUAUACUACCAAAGAUGCUGGAUGAUGUACACUAUAUGGGAUUGGACGGGUAUUGUGGUAUUUGCGAUGCUGUGGGUCAUCAUCAUCACUCGGUUGCAUGCCAUGUAUCAACGAGCCAGAAAGAUCCUGAUAUCUCUCAUUGUCACCUUCCUGAUUGCCAACAUUUUCGACGGAGUGAUAGGCGUAAUGACAACGAUGCAUUCUUCAGGGGAGGAAUUCAUUCUUUCUGGCACUUAUCAGUGCCAGAUUAACUGUGCGGAAAACAUCCCACUUUUGAUUUCCGUUUCUUGGAUACUCGGAAUUGCGUGGGAGGUCCUCGCACUGUGUCUCGCAGUCUGGAUUGCGGUAAAACACUUCCGUGAAGUGCGACAACAUUCAACGGGAGGGAUUCUUGAGGACUGUUUCGCGGUGUUGGUGAAAACUCAUGUACUUUACUUUGCGAGCUUUGUGGCUGUUUCUUGCUUCGAGCUCGUUAUUGAUUUCUCUCCAACGGACCAAAAUUCGCAAGAAAAUCAGACUGUUAAUGGCCUGGUUCAGAUUUUCUCGGUCGUGCAGACAUUCGUGCUGGGACCACGCCUGAUCCUUGGCAUUCGAGAAUACCAUGCUAAGCUCGUGACCGAUGCCGACGCAGCAACUGGUAUGACUUCAAUCGCUUUCCAGAAGCGUGUGCAUAUAUCGACUGGCAGUAGUGUAUAA